GUCAGCAUGGAUAACAGCAGCGGUCCUUUCCUCCUGCCUGUCCCGCUCCUGCUGCAGAACUCGAGCAGCCCCAAAGGCUCCAGCCCUGCUGCUGGCUCCGAGCUGGCAGAGCCCCCGGGACCCGGCUGGGGCAGGAACCUCAGCGUGGCCCAGGCCGGGCUGAGGCCGGGGGAAAUCGCCGCUGCCGGCGUGCUCUGGGCAGCGCUCUGGCUGAUCUCCGUGCUGGGCAACUUGCUGGUGUGCCUGGUGAUCCACAGGAGCAGGAGGACACAGUCCACCACCAACUACUUUGUGGUGUCGAUGGCGUGCGCGGACCUGCUGAGCAGCGUGGGCAGCGCGCCCCUGGUGCUGCUGCAGCUGAGCUGGGGCCGCUGGGUGCUGGGCAGCGGGGUGUGCCGGCUGGUGCGCUACCUGCACUACCUCACGCCCGGCGUGCAGAUCUACGUGCUCUUCUCCAUAGGGGUGGAUCGAUUCUACACCAUCGUCUACCCCCUGAGCUUCAAAGUGUCCAGRGGAAAAGCCAAAAAAAUGAUUUUGGCCUCCUGGAUCUGCGGGGCUCUCUUUGCGUCACCGGCCUGUUUCCUCUACGGCUCCAGCAGUGAACACCACUGCAACUUCUUUCUCCCCGAUUCUUGGCAAGGAGCUGCCUACGGUAUCACCCACCUCUUGCUGGUGUUUUUGAUUCCAGCCCUCCUCAUUAUCCUUUUUUACCAGAAAGUCAUUAAAUACAUUUGGAGAAUAGGCACAGACGGAAUGACCGUCAGGAGAACGACGAAUAUUGUUCCAAGAACAAAAGUGAAAACCAUCAAGAUGUUCCUGAUGUUAAACUCGAUAUUCUUCCUGUCCUGGCUCCCUUUCUUCACCACACAGUUGUGGCACCCACAGGAAACAGACUACAGAAAGAGCUCYUUGCUUUUCCUGGCUGUCACMUGGAUCUCSUUCAGCUCCUCAGCCUCCAAACCAACCCUCUACUCCAUCUACAACGCAAACUUCAGGAGAGGGAUGAAAGAGACUUUUUGCAUGUCUGCCAUGAAAUGCUACAGAAGCAAYGCGUACACCAUCACCACCAGUUCCAGGAUAGCAAAAAAAAACCAUGUUGGUAUUGCAGAUAUUCCAGCUACGGCCAAAAGUGUCACCAAAGACUCCACCUAYGACGCUUUUAACAGAGAAGCCAAGGAAAGAAAGCUUGCCUGGCCUAUUCCAUCCAAYCCCCCAAAUACCUUUGUCUAAUGAGCAUCACUGCUUUGAAAAGUUACUCUGUACCCCCAGAAGAAGGAGCUUUCUCUCCCUUUUGAACCAAUGUACAGUUAGGUAUUUUUAACACAGCUUUUAGGAAGGGAAUAAAGAGAUGUUUUA
This is a messenger RNA of Malurus melanocephalus (red-backed fairy wren), 1356 nucleotides long. RefSeq names its product probable G-protein coupled receptor 19. The coding region runs from base 7 to 1230 and encodes 407 amino acids. The transcript has a single exon. Gene Ontology annotation, cellular component: plasma membrane. Gene Ontology annotation, molecular function: G protein-coupled receptor activity. Lineage: Eukaryota; Metazoa; Chordata; Aves; Passeriformes; Maluridae. Gene Ontology annotation, biological process: G protein-coupled receptor signaling pathway. The record is from RefSeq and is a predicted model, not a curated record.